GGAGAACUACCAAAGAUGGAAAGUGAUUUAAGAAGCAAAUCAUGCUCAUGUGAAGUUUGCACUUGCUGCAACGCAUCAAAAUGUGGAGGGCCCGAUUGUACCUGCAAAGAUUGCAAGUGCUGUGGAGCGUCUAAAUGCGGAGGAUCAGCUUGUACUUGCGAAGACUGCACUUGUUGCAAGGCGUCGAAAUGUGGAGGGCCCGAUUGUACCUGCAAAGAUUGCAAGUGCUGUGGAGCGUCUAAAUGCGGAGGAUCAGCUUGUACUUGCGAAGACUGCACUUGUUGCAAGGCGUCGAAAUGUGGAGGGCCCGAUUGUACCUGCAAAGAUUGCAAGUGCUGUGGAGCGUCUAAAUGCGGAGGAUCAGCUUGUACUUGCGAAGACUGCACUUGUUGCAAGGCGUCGAAAUGUGGAGGGCCCGAUUGUACCUGCAAAGAUUGCAAGUGCUGUGGAGCGUCUAAAUGCGGAGGAUCAGCUUGUACUUGCGAAGACUGCACUUGUUGCAAGGCGUCGAAAUGUGGAGGGCCCGAUUGUACCUGCAAAGAUUGCAAGUGCUGUGGAGCGUCUAAAUGCGGAGGAUCAGCUUGUACUUGCGAAGACUGCACUUGUUGCAAGGCGUCGAAAUGUGGAGGGCCCGAUUGUACCUGCAAAGAUUGCAAGUGCUGUGGAGCGUCUAAAUGCGGAGGAUCAGCUUGUACUUGCGAAGACUGCACUUGUUGCAAGGCGUCGAAAUGUGGAGGGCCCGAUUGUACCUGCAAAGAUUGCAAGUGCUGUGGAGCGUCUAAAUGCGGAGGAUCAGCUUGUACUUGCGAAGACUGCACUUGUUGCAAGGCGUCGAAAUGUGGAGGGCCCGAUUGUACCUGCAAAGAUUGCAAGUGCUGUGGAGCGUCUAAAUGCGGAGGAUCAGCUUGUACUUGCGAAGACUGCACUUGUUGCAAGGCGUCGAAAUGUGGAGGGCCCGAUUGUACCUGCAAAGAUUGCAAGUGCUGUGGAGCGUCUAAAUGCGGAGGAUCAGCUUGUACUUGCGAAGACUGCACUUGUUGCAAGGCGUCGAAAUGUGGAGGGCCCGAUUGUACCUGCAAAGAUUGCAAGUGCUGUGGAGCGUCUAAAUGCGGAGGAUCAGCUUGUACUUGCGAAGACUGCACUUGUUGCAAGGCGUCGAAAUGUGGAGGGCCCGAUUGUACCUGCAAAGAUUGCAAGUGCUGUGGAGCGUCUAAAUGCGGAGGAUCAGCUUGUACUUGCGAAGACUGCACUUGUUGCAAGGCGUCGAAAUGUGGAGGGCCCGAUUGUACCUGCAAAGAUUGCAAGUGCUGUGGAGCGUCUAAAUGCGGAGGAUCAGCUUGUACUUGCGAAGACUGCACUUGUUGCAAGGCGUCGAAAUGUGGAGGGCCCGAUUGUACCUGCAAAGAUUGCAAGUGCUGUGGAGCGUCUAAAUGCGGAGGAUCAGCUUGUACUUGCGAAGACUGCACUUGUUGCAAGGCGUCGAAAUGUGGAGGGCCCGAUUGUACCUGCAAAGAUUGCAAGUGCUGUGGAGCGUCUAAAUGCGGAGGAUCAGCUUGUACUUGCGAAGACUGCACUUGUUGCAAGGCGUCGAAAUGUGGAGGGCCCGAUUGUACCUGCAAAGAUUGCAAGUGCUGUGGAGCGUCUAAAUGCGGAGGAUCAGCUUGUACUUGCGAAGACUGCACUUGUUGCAAGGCGUCGAAAUGUGGAGGUUCAACUUGUACUUGUGAUCACUGCAAAUGUUGUAUAAAAUCCACCUGUCGUGCAUCCAGCUGCUCUUGCGUCCAAUGCCAAUGUUGCAGUGUAUCGAAAUGUUGCAAAUAGCGAACCUGACUAAAAGAAUUUAAUAAUAGAAAGCAUUAC
Molecule: messenger RNA, 1860 nt
Organism: Centruroides sculpturatus (bark scorpion)
Lineage: Eukaryota; Metazoa; Arthropoda; Arachnida; Scorpiones; Buthidae
Product: keratin-associated protein 10-6-like
Exons: 2
Coding region: 16-1821 (601 amino acids)
Source: RefSeq, a predicted model, not a curated record